UGUCCUCCCCAUUGUCAGUCUCGUCGCGAAUAGAGCUUGAGCUUGAGCGCUCACACCUACCCGCCGUGGUGGAAGUAGGUGGCUUCAAGAUGAACCCGUCAACCUCAAACACCUCUUUAGCGAGCUCAAGUGCUACCACUCGAACUCUUGGUUCAACCACGAUGGCGUCAAGAACACCUGGAAUCGCGCGAAGCCUGAGGAGCAGCGCUCUUAAGAGAGACAGCUCAACGGCGAUGCUGGACAAAGAACCCCAUCCCACCAGUAGCAAACGCGCCUUACUCUCAUCUACCCUUACCGCAGCCUCCACCGAACGACAACUUGCUUCUCUACAGACAGCAAAUCAUUCUCUCACAUCUAAACUACGUGAAACCGAGCACGAGCUAGCUUCAGUCCAAAGAGACCGGCGAUUCUUAGCCGACCGCGAAAAAGCUGAGAGAGAAGCACGCGAAGAGAGUGAGAAAACUCGGGAAAACGAAAGGAAGAAAUAUGUCGCUGAGAUUCAGAAAUUGAGGGCUUCUUUGGGGAAGAUGGAAGAGCAGAUUGAAGAGGCGAAAGAUGAGGGAAGAAAGAUGAAGGAAGAAGCCGGGAAGACCAGAAGAGAGCUGGACAGGAAAGAAAUGGAAAGCGCGCGUGUAAAGAGGGAACUAGAAACUCUGGAGUCGGAACUAAGCAGUACCCAACGAGAUCUCCAGCAAACGAUGGAAGAAUGCACGGAGCUCGAGAAAAGGAUUGGAAAAGACAACGAGGACAUGAUAGAGAGAGCCGCGAAAGAGAUCGAGGACCGGUUCGUUAAGGAAAUGGAAGAUGAAAGAAAGUCCAUGGAGGAGACCCUUGAAGAAGUCUUAAAAGAAAAGGAUGCAGAGAUCGAGGACUUGAGGGCGACCAUCGACGAACAACAGAAGGAGUGGAUGAAGAUGGAGGAAUACGCGGAGAAUCUGGAGAGCCAACUGACAGAGGCGGCCACAAAGCUUGCCAACGAGGAAAAGACCAGGACAGAGGCCUUGGCCUUGGCAUCCAAAGCAAUAGGCAGACAACUAAGUGAACCUUCAUCCUCGCCUCAAACCGCAAUGGAUGUCGACUCGUUGGCAUCGUCCUCUCAACUGGUUCCAACACAACCAGAACCAUCAACACCUUCUAAGACUGGUACCCUGUCCUCUAUGUUGCUCGCUACACCUUCGUCCGCAUCUCGAAUGGCUAGACAAGCUAUAACCAACCGACUAUCUAGUCCUCGCCAUCCAUUCACUCCUCCAUUCAGUAAUUCUCCCCUUCGUCGUCGAGCCGGUGAAUCUUCACCUGGUCCAUCUACUCUAUCUACCCCAUUGAGAAUAGAGAUUUUCAAGAGAGAUCCGGAUGCUGAGGCUCUUGGUUCUCAUCUGGCAUCUCUGAUGGAUCACCUCCGGAAGGUUGAAAGCGAGAAUGUCAAGUUGAGGGCUGAACUCGGCGUCCUGCGUGGGAAAGAUGAAUCAAUACAAGUGCUCAAAGAAGAAAACAUGUCUCACCAAGCCAGGAUCAAGAGACAAGAGAAGGAAAUUGAGAAAUUGGUCAAGGCAUCAACAUUUUCACCGUCCUUGUCAUCCUCGAUCAAUUCAUCUUCAUCCCCUCGGAGUGUCCAGGAAACUAACGAGCUGGCGAAGCUACGUGUGGAGCAUGCAAACCUUUUGGAGAGGUUUGGAGAAAUCAAGGCGGAGCUCGCUGGGCUGAAGAGCGCUGGACGUGAUCCAUUACUCACCCAGAGCUCAGGUGGUCCGGAAAAGGAGAGCGAGGGACAAUUUAACGACGAUUCCAGUGAUGAACCUGAGGCGACCAAACAACGGUCAAGGAUGAAAGAAAGGGAACUAGAGAAUUUACGGAAGGAACUGGAGUUCGCCAAAGGGAUGAUGGAUUCUUACGCAACAGAGCUUCAGCUCAUGACGCCUAAUGCUGGAUUAGGUUCGGCUUCAACGCCGUUGAACGAGCUAAACGGCCGGCGCGUCAUCCAACUCGAGCAGCUGCUCGAAGAGGCGAAGAACGAAAAUGAGAAGCUUCGCGAGGACAUCGAGACAAUUCUACUCGAGCAAAAGCCGACCGAAGACUCCGUUACCAAUCCUGAUCUAGAGGUCAUAAAACAGCUACAGUCUCAGGUUUUAGCUCUAGAGGAGACUAUCGCUACGCGCCUCGUCACGAUAGAAAAUCUCGAACAAGAGCUGUUUGAACUUCGCGGGGAGAUUGCAGGUGGAAGACAUGUUCCACCAAAUACGAGGAUUCUCAAGACUACCGAGGCAGCGCCCGGGGAUUACGAUCCUUCUUCUUCUACGAAGAGUUCCGCUCCGCAACAGAACGAUGACCUAGUGCCAAAGGAAACCCUUAUGUCGGCGUUGAGAGAGGGGAAAAGGCUUCAGGAAGAGUUGGAAAGGAGAGAGAAGCGACUGCUUCGUCUGAAAGAGAUCUUUAAUUCCAAGUCUGCCGAAUUCCGGGAGGCCGUCGGAGCCCUUCUGGGCAUCAAGUUGGCCUUCUACCCUAACGGCCAAGUGAGGAUAACAAGCCUGUAUGAUAUGACUGCCACUUUCGUGUUUAGCCCUUCCAAACACGAUCUCAAGAUGCAACUGAUAGGUGUUGGAACAGAGGACGGACCUCCCCAGGAUUGGCGAGAGAACCUACCAAAUUGGCAGAGCUAUUGGAUAGAGCAGGAGCAGUGUAUACCGGGCUUCUUGGCUACAGUUACGUUGGAAAUUUACGAUCGGUGGAAGAGCAAGGGAGGUGGAGGGAUGAAAUCUACCCAAUAAUAUCGUUUACUUUCUGUAGUCAUUUGUAACAUCCCUUAUUCAUCAUUGGCACG
Molecule: messenger RNA, 2815 nt
Organism: Marasmius oreades (fairy-ring Marasmius)
Lineage: Eukaryota; Fungi; Basidiomycota; Agaricomycetes; Agaricales; Marasmiaceae
Exons: 6
Coding region: 90-2762 (890 amino acids)
Biological process (GO): attachment of mitotic spindle microtubules to kinetochore; mitotic spindle assembly checkpoint signaling
Cellular component (GO): mitotic spindle; kinetochore; nuclear envelope
Source: RefSeq, a predicted model, not a curated record